This is a messenger RNA of Bactrocera dorsalis (oriental fruit fly), 3268 nucleotides long. RefSeq names its product ionotropic receptor 25a (gene Ir25a). The transcript has 9 exons. Bases 137 to 2959 code for a protein of 940 amino acids. The record is from RefSeq and is a predicted model, not a curated record. Gene Ontology annotation, cellular component: postsynaptic membrane; plasma membrane. Gene Ontology annotation, molecular function: transmitter-gated monoatomic ion channel activity involved in regulation of postsynaptic membrane potential; glutamate-gated receptor activity. Gene Ontology annotation, biological process: monoatomic ion transport; modulation of chemical synaptic transmission; synaptic transmission, glutamatergic. NCBI's taxonomy places the organism in Eukaryota, Metazoa, Arthropoda, Insecta, Diptera, Tephritidae.
ACCGAGCUUUGACAUAUGGAAGGUUCCGCUGAGGACACAACAGUUCGUUUGUAUCCUUCCUCAAGUGCGGUUAGACAUUACUCUUCUCCAAGUAUCAGUUACUUUUCUACUCAUAUGAAAUAAUUUUAUUUCCAUAAUGCCUAGAGCAUAUUUAAAAUUCUACAAUAAUAUUGUGAUAUUUUUGAAAAUACUAUCACUAGUAAGCCUUACUACCGGACAAACCAACCAAAACAUCAAUGUUUUUUUUAUUAAUGAUGCUGACAAUGAGCCUGCAGCCAAAGCUGUUACAGUGGUAUCAACAUAUCUGAAGAAAAAUCCUAGUUAUGGAAUAUCAAUUCAGAUUGACCAAGUUGAGGCAAACAAAACCGAUGCUAAAACACUUUUGGAAUCAAUUUGUUCAAAAUAUGCGGAGAGCAUUGACCGUAAACAACCCCCUCAUGUCGUAUUCGACACCACAAAAUCGGGAAUAUCCUCGGAAACAGUCAAAUCAUUUACUCAAGCAUUGGGGUUACCAACUAUCAGCGCCUCUUAUGGACAGGAAGGAGAUUUACGCCAAUGGCGCGAUAUGGAUGAGAGCAAACAGAAAUAUUUGCUCCAGGUAAUGCCUCCGGCUGAUCUUAUACCUGAAGUUGUGCGCAGUAUUGUACGGAAAAUGAAUAUAACCAAUGCAGCUAUUCUAUAUGAUGACACCUUCGUCAUGGAUCAUAAGUACAAAUCAUUACUGCAAAACAUACAAACGCGCCAUGUCAUUACUGGCAUUGCGAAGGAGGGAAAACGAGAACGUGAAGAGCAAAUAGAGAAACUACGUAAUUUAGACAUAAAUAAUUUUUUCAUACUGGGGAAUUUAAUGUCUAUUCGCAUGGUUUUAGAAUCUGUAAAACCGACGUAUUUUGAACGUAACUUUGCAUGGCAUGCCAUAACUCAGAGUGAAGGUGAAGUGAGUAGUCAACGUGACAACGCCACUAUAAUGUUCUUGAAACCAAUGUCAUAUGCUCAGAACCGUGACCGCUUUGGGCGUUUAAAGACCACUUUCAAUUUGAACGAAGAACCACAAAUUAUGUCAGCAUUUUAUUUUGAUUUGGCCCUUCGUACUUUUUUGGCUAUCAAGGAUAUGUUACAAUCCGGAGCUUGGCCAAAAAACAUGGAGUAUAUUGGGUGUGAUGAAUUUCAAGGUGGUAAUACCCCAGAAAGAAAUAUAGACCUUAGAACUGCUUUUACAAUGAUUCAGGAGCCAACUUCUUAUGGCGUGUUUGAAUUAGUUACACAGCCAGGAAAAUCAUUUAACGGGUACAGUUAUAUGAAAUUUGAAAUGGACAUUAAUGUUCUACAAAUUCGUGGAGGGAACUCUGUGAAUACAAAAUCAAUUGGCACUUGGACCGCAGGAUUGGACUCGCCGUUAGUUGUUAAAGAUGAAGACGUAAUGAAAAAUUUAACCGCCGAUACAGUCUAUCGCAUUUUUACAGUAGUUCAAGCUCCUUUCAUUAUCAAAGAUGAGAAGGCUCCAAAGGGUUAUAAAGGCUAUUGCAUCGAUUUAAUCAACGAGAUAGCAGACAUAGUACAUUUUGACUAUACUAUUCAAGAGGUCGAAGACGGAAAAUUUGGCAACAUGGAUGAAAAGGGCGAAUGGAAUGGAAUUGUGAAAAAAUUAAUGGACAAACAAGCAGACAUUGGCUUAGGUUCAAUGCAUGUUAUGGCUGAGCGUGAAAUUGUUAUUGACUUUACGGUCCCUUACUAUGAUCUGGUUGGGAUUACUAUUAUGAUGCAACGUCCGCAGGUCCCCAGUUCUUUGUUCAAAUUUUUAACAGUGCUUGAGACGAACGUUUGGUUGUGCAUUUUGGCAGCUUAUUUCUUUACUAGCUUUUUGAUGUGGAUUUUUGAUCGAUGGAGCCCCUACAGCUACCAGAAUAAUCGUGAAAAAUAUAAGGAUGACGAUGAGAAACGUGAAUUCAACCUAAAAGAAUGUCUUUGGUUUUGUAUGACUUCCUUGACACCGCAAGGCGGCGGUGAGGCACCGAAAAACCUUUCCGGCCGUUUGGUGGCAGCAACAUGGUGGCUAUUCGGGUUCAUCAUUAUUGCAUCAUACACAGCCAAUUUGGCUGCCUUUUUAACAGUAUCUCGUCUCGAUACACCGGUGGAGUCCUUGGAUGAUCUUGCAAAGCAGUACAAAAUUCUAUAUGCACCGUUAAAUGGCUCCUCAGCAAUGACUUAUUUUCAAAGGAUGGCCAAUAUUGAGCAACGUUUUUAUGAAAUAUGGAAAGACUUGUCGUUGAAUGAUUCCCUCACGCCACUCGAGCGCUCAAAACUAGCUGUUUGGGAUUACCCAGUUAGUGAUAAAUACACAAAAAUGUGGCAGGCCAUGCAGGAAGCCCAGUUACCGGCAACUCUUGAAGAGGCGGUAGAACGAGUUCGCAACUCAACUUCAGCCACCGGCUUCGCCUUUCUGGGCGAUGCCACAGAUAUUCGCUACCUUGUGAUGACCAAUUGUGAUUUGCAGAUUGUAGGUGAAGAAUUCUCCAGAAAACCAUACGCCAUUGCCGUUCAACAAGGAUCACAUCUCAAGGACCAAUUUAACAAUGCAAUUUUAACCUUACUCAACAAACGUCAACUGGAAAAAUUUAAGGAAAAGUGGUGGAAAAACGAUGAAACACAAGCCAAAUGUGACAAGCCAGAAGACCAGUCAGACGGCAUUUCCAUACAUAAUAUUGGUGGAGUCUUUAUUGUUAUAUUUGUUGGAAUUGGCAUGGCCUGCAUCACAUUGGUAUUUGAGUAUUGGUGGUAUAAAUAUCGAAAGAAUCCCCGCAUUGUGGAUGUUAUUGAAGCGAACUCUGGCGGAAAAGAUGGCAAGACAAUCGAUAGUGUUAUUCUUGGACAGGCUGGAAAAGAGUACGACAAGGGUGGUAAUACCGUGCUUCGGCCACGAUUUCAUCAGUAUCCCACCACAUUUAAACCACGGUUUUAAAAUAUGUACAAAUAUACACAUACAUACAUACAUACGUACAUAUGCUUGUAUGCAAUCAAUCAGCUUAACGAAGUCGGAUUUGACAACGCUGUUUUUUUAUUAACACAUACAUAUACAUAUGCACGUAGAUAUGCCUGUAUGUAAGUAUGUACGUAUUAAAGCAGAUGCUUUGCUUUUGGAAUAAAAUAUGCACGCACAAUUUUUUUAAAUCUUGAUGGCAUUUUAAUUACUUAUAAUAUGUAUGUAUAUGCGUACACUCUAAUUGAAAAUACAAAUAAAAAUGUUAGUGUCUAAAUUUAUCAAAGCAAA